AAGAAGGAGGAGGAGGUGGAGGAGGAGGAGGAGUGGAGAGGAGGAGCAGGGGGUGGAGGAUGGAGCCCCGGGCAGCCGCGGCGGGGUCGCCCGAACCCGCGGCGGCGUCCUCCUCUUUCCAGGCCCGGCUCUGGAAGAACCUGCAGCUGGGGGUGGGCAAGAGCAAGGGCGGCGGGGGCGCGCGGGCAGGGGGCCCAGAGCGCCGCACUGCGGACACCCCAUCGCCCUCCCCGCCACUCCCGAGGGGCAGGCGGGACGCACCGGCCGGCGUGGGUGUCGCGGGCAGCAGGUGGAGCGGCUUCAAGAAGCGCAAGCAAGUGCUGGACCGCGUCUUCUCCUCCUCCCAGCCCAACCUGUGCUGCUCCUCGCCGGAGCCUCUCGAGCCCGGCGGCGCCGGCAGAACCGAGCAGGGGUCCACCCUGCGCCGCCGGAUCCGUGAGCAUUUGCUCCCGGCGGGAAAGGGGCAGACCACGACCGCCGGAGCAGCGGGAGGGACGCCUCCUGGCGGACGCUCCCCGGACUCGGCUCCCUCUUCGUCCUCCGCCUCAUCCUCCCUGUCCUCCUCGCCCCAGCCGCCCGCGAGGGGGGACCGCGCCCGAGAUGAGGGUGCACGGCGUCGGGGCCCCGAGGCGCACUUGUGCCAUCAAAAGAGUUCAUCCCUGCCGGGUACUGCCUGCCUGGAGCAGCUGCUGGAACCGCCGCCGCCUCCCGCAGAGCCAGCUCAGAGCCCGGUGCAGCCGCGGACCCCGGAGAAGGGCGAGGAGCUCGGCAGCAGCCAGAAAAUAAAUACUGCUGGAACCAGUAAUGCAGAUGUCCCCCUGGCUGAUCCCGGAAUGUACCAAUUGGACAUUACAUUAAGAAGGGGUCAAAGUUUAGCUGCCCGAGAUCGAGGAGGGACGAGUGAUCCCUACGUGAAGUUUAAAAUUGGAGGAAAAGAAGUUUUUAGAAGUAAAAUAAUACACAAGAACCUCAAUCCUGUGUGGGAGGAGAAAGCCUGCAUUUUUGUCGAACAUCUGAGGGAACCUUUGUAUAUCAAGGUAUUUGACUAUGAUUUUGGACUACAGGAUGACUUUAUGGGCUCGGCGUUUCUGGAUCUCACACAAUUGGAGUUGAACAGGCCCACAGAUGUGACCCUAACAUUGAAAGAUCCCCAUUAUCCUGAUCAUUACCUUGGAAUCAUUUUGCUCUCCGUCAUCCUUACCCCUAAAGAAGGAGAACACAGGGAUGUGACAAUGCUAAUGAGGAAGAGCUGGAAAAGGUCAAGUAAGGAUCUCUCAGAAAAUGAAGUGGUUGGAUCUUAUUUCUCUGUGAAGUCUUUCUUUUGGAGGACAUACGGCAGGCCUUCUCUUCCCGACCUGGGCUUCUGCAGAGCAGAGCUUCAGAGUACGUAUGACCAAAAUGCACAAUUUCAGACCCAAAGUUUACGUCUAUCAGACGUCCACAGAAAAUCACAGCUUUGGAGAGGAAUAGUCAGCAUCACGUUGAUUGAGGGACGAGAUCUCAAGGCAAUGGAUUCAAAUGGGUUGAGUGACCCCUAUGUGAAGUUCCGGCUUGGGCAUCAGAAGUAUAAGAGCAAGAUUAUGCCAAAAACUUUGAAUCCUCAGUGGAGGGAACAAUUUGAUUUUCAUCUCUAUGAAGAAAGAGGCGGAAUCAUUGAUAUCACUGCCUGGGACAAAGAUGCUGGGAAAAGGGAUGAUUUUAUUGGCAGGUGCCAGGUGGACCUGUCGUCCCUCAGUAGGGAGCAGACACACAAGUUGGAGUUGCAGCUGGAAGAGGGUGAGGGGCACCUGGUCCUGCUGGUCACCCUGACAGCUUCGGCCACAGUCAGCAUCUCUGACCUCUCCGUCCACUCCCUGGAGGACCAGAAAGAACGGGAGGAAAUCUUAAGGAGAUAUAGCCCAUUGAGGAUAUUUCACAACCUGAAAGAUGUGGGAUUUCUCCAGGUGAAAGUAAUCAGAGCAGAAGGAUUGAUGGUUGCUGAUGUCACAGGUAAAAGUGACCCAUUUUGUGUAGUUGAGCUGAACAAUGAUAGGCUGCUGACACAUACCGUCUACAAAAAUCUCAAUCCCGAGUGGAACAAAAUCUUCACGUUCAACAUUAAAGAUAUCCAUUCAGUUCUUGAAGUGACAGUUUAUGAUGAAGAUCGGGAUCGAAGUGCUGACUUUCUGGGCAAAGUUGCUAUACCAUUGCUGUCUAUUCAAAAUGGUGAACAGAAAGCCUACGUCUUGAAAAACAAGCAGCUGACAGGGCCAACAAAGGGGGUCAUCUAUCUUGAAAUAGAUGUGAUUUUUAAUGCUGUGAAAGCCAGCUUACGAACAUUAAUACCCAAAGAACAGAAGUACAUUGAAGAGGAAAACAGACUCUCUAAACAGCUGCUACUAAGAAACUUUAUUAGAAUGAAGCGCUGUGUCAUGGUGCUCGUAAACGCUGCGUACUUCGUUAAUAGUUGCUUUGACUGGGACUCACCCCCAAGGAGCCUCGCUGCUUUUGUGCUCUUUCUCUUUGUUGUCUGGAACUUUGAGCUCUACAUGAUACCACUGGUUCUGUUGUUACUAUUGACAUGGAACUACUUCUUGAUAAUAUCAGGGAAAGAUAACAGGCAACGUGAUACGGUAGUGGAGGACAUGCUGGAGGACGAGGAAGAAGAAGAUGACAAAGAUGACAAGCUAUUAGGUCAAGGUUACUGUGUUUCAAGAUAACUAGAUGCAGUGAGUGAAACUUAUCUGACUUACUUCAAAAUACGCAGUUUGCUUGCUUUAAUUCUCAAAAUCUGUGUUAUCUGGUUUGAUUCUCCAGCCCUAAACAUGUAUAUAAUAUACCGAUAUGCAUACAUCUCUGCAUCUGAAAUCAAGCAUGGGAGGAAGGAGAUAACUCUAAUGUGUGAGAGGAGAGAAGAUUUCAAUCAGAAAAAAUGGCAUUUUCUAGUUAUAUUCAAUGAAAUAAUUACAUGGUGGGGAAGCCGAUCAAAGCUUUGGAGAAAGGCAGGGAAAGAGGAGUCAAGAAAAAAAUUCUUAAAAAGAAAUCUUAACUCACAUUUAACUGAAAUAGCAUUGUAUUAGUUUAUUGGUUUUCUACUACUGCAUAACAAAUGGCCACAAACCUGGAGGCUUACAACAAACCGCAUGUAUUAGCUCUCAGCAGGGUAGGUCAGAAGUGUAGGCAUAGCUCAACUGGGUUCUGUGCUCAGUCUAAUUCUCAAGUCAUCAGUCGGGCUGAGUUCUCAUUUGAGGCUCUGCAGAAAAACCCACUUCCAAUCUUACUUGGGCUGUUGAUAGAAUUCAGUUCCUUGUAUUUGGAGAACUGAAGCCCUUAUUUUUCUUGUUGGCUUUUCACUCCUUGUGGUCACUUUCCAUGGUCCUUUCCAUCUUUAUAUCCAUCAAUAGACAAUAUCCCUCCUGACAAAUCUCUUUCACACUUGAACUCUCUUCAGGAAGAGCCUAGUCCCUGUUAAAGGUUCACCUGAUUAGGCCAGGCCCACCAAAGGUAAUCCUUUCUUAAAGUCCACUCUGCCAUAUAACAUAACCUAAUCACGGGAUGACCAUCCCAUUGUAUUCUUUAUUCCUUUCACAUACAAGGGAAGGGGAUUAUACAGAACAUGUACACCAGGAAGUGGGAAUCUUGGCAGUCAUCUUAGAAUUCUGCCUACUACAAUCAUCUAGACCUACUAGUUCGAAUUUAUUUUAAAAUGGGGAAAUUGCUUCAGCCAAACAUAGGUGCAUUGCCAAAAGUGAUAUUGACAAUGAGUGGCAGAGCCAGGGCUGACACUCAGGUUUUCCCAAGUUAGGCAUCUUUACCAUUCUUAAAAACUAAGUUUUCCAGGAGAAUGAAAGUUAAAGAACAGAUGCAGAUUACCUUAGACCUGAUCUUCUGGUAUUCUGGUAGUAUAAUCAGGGAGUAUACCAUCUAAACCAGCGAGGUGCUCUUCCAGGUUUCUAGCUCCUCACACUCUUCUUGUGCUUUCUGCCCUUUCCCACUGUCCCAGCUAAGUCGUGGUGUGGUGGGCAGAAUAAUAACUGCUCAAAGAUGUUCUCAUCCUAAUCCCUGGAACCUCUAUUACACUGCAUGGCAAAGAGGCCCCGAGGUAGCCAAUGAGGUGAAGGUUGCUGAUCAGCUGACCUUCUAAGAGUUGGAUUAUGCUGGAUUCUAUGAGUGGACCCAAAUUAAUAGUAAGCAUCCUUAAAAGCCUAAGAAGCCAUCAAAGUGGCCACCCCUUGCCCAGCUAUGGCCCAAGCCAGUGCUCUGGACCUUCCUGGCCAGAAGGAGAGCUGCUGAGACAUCUGGAGGACCUGAAGGUAGAGCUCCUCCAGCUGCAAGUCACCAACAUUACAGGCCGUGCAGGGUCCAAGGUCUCCAAGAUCUGAGCUGUCUAUAAGCCCCUCACCCUUGUUCUCACCAUCAUUCACCAGACUCAGAAGGAGAACCUCAGGAAAUUCUACAGCCCCAAGAAAAGGUGCGCCCUGUACCAUAGGCUCAAUGAGCACUAGGAGAAGCUGAAGGCAAAGAAACAGCAGCAGAAGGACCAGCUGUACAGCAUCUAGUGUGGGGGCGGAUGGAGUCAAGGCCAGAGCCCUGACAUUAAGCCAACAAACUGAUGGGGGGCAGGGUGGUGUUAGAGGGUUGAGCUGCUCUCUGGGCCUUGAAGAUAGAGGAGGGUGGCCACAAACCAAGAAUUGUGGGCAGCCUUUAGAAGCUGGAAAGGGCAAGGAAAUGGAUUCUCCCCUAGAGCCUCCAGAAAGAAAUGCGGCCCUACCCACAUCUUGAGUUUAGCCCAGUGAGACUCAUUUCUGACUUCUAGAUUGCAGAACUUUGAGUUAAUAAAUUUGUGUUGUUUAAGCCAAUAGGUUUAUACUUUAUAGUGGCAAUAGGAACUAAUACCGGUGCCUUCCAACUGCAUUUUCCAUACUUACAAUAGUACAUUUUAAAGCACUAGAUCUGAGCUCCUAAUUUUUUCCUUAUUAACUUAACGCUAUUUUUCUGUAUGAAUAUGGCUACGCAGUUUUUCAUUCAAUAUGGAAACUAAGAACAGUAUAACAAAGCAAUUUUUUUCUUUUUUUCAUUUUAUUUUUUCAGUGUUCCAAGAUUCAUUGUUUAUGUACCACAGCCAGUGCUCCAUGCAAUACGUGCCCUCCUUCAUACCCACCAUUAGGCAAAUAUUUUUAUCCAAAUUGCCUUAGUUUUUAUUCAGAAAAGCUUGCCUAGAAAUAAGAGUGGGUUUGUACUCAUGUCUGUGCACUUGGUUACUUUCCUGUGUAGGAGCCUGUAUUCUUCAUUGGUGAGUGCGGCACCAAGUCAUGGUUAACUUGCUUUUUCCACAGAAGAAUUCCGCUUCCUCAGAACAUUCAUUCUAUUCCUCAAAACAGUUCACUCCAUGAAGCAUCAGGGCAGAGGGUAUUAGCCCUACUCAGGUCACAGACCCUUUGAAAAUCUGAAGAAAACUGUAGACUUCUUCCUUGCCGGUGGGUGUGGGGGGAGACACAUAAACACAUACACAAAAACUUUUUCAUGCCUUUUUUAUUGCAAUGGAAAUAGAAUGAUUUUUACAGAGACUAUAAAAUUUCUUUAUAAAGUCAUAUCUCUGUGGCUCUCACUACCUUCCUCUUGACAUUAAUGCCUGGCAUCCUCAAACACCUGAGAUAAAUGCAAAUUGUCCAAGUAAAAAUAAAGUUUAGUUCAGCUCAGAAGUAAGCCUCUACAAGAAGGCUGAUGUUUGGCUUUGAUAUUGAAAUUAUGAGUGGUUUUUGACAUAGCAAUAGGCUUGUUAUUUUUGACAUCUGUUUGAGUAUGACUUUUCAGUUGCAUGGAAUACGUGCUUAAAACACCAACUUGGCAAGAGAAAACAGUAGCAAACAGAAUGGGAGCUGCUGUGGCUUUAUUCGAUGAGGGUUAAGCACAGAGGAAUUCCUCCAGUUCUCCAAAGUCCUGGUUGAAUUUAUGUUCUGUUGUGUUGAGUAGAUCAUCUUUUAACACGUCUGCAUCAUUAAUGCCUCAUCAUUUAAAAAAAAAAAAAAAAA
Mustela erminea (ermine) is the source of this 6011-nucleotide messenger RNA. RefSeq names its product multiple C2 and transmembrane domain containing 1 (gene MCTP1). The transcript has 20 exons. The record is from RefSeq and is a predicted model, not a curated record. Gene Ontology annotation, cellular component: synaptic vesicle membrane. Lineage: Eukaryota; Metazoa; Chordata; Mammalia; Carnivora; Mustelidae. The coding region runs from base 60 to 2699 and encodes 879 amino acids. Gene Ontology annotation, biological process: regulation of neurotransmitter secretion. Gene Ontology annotation, molecular function: calcium ion binding.